Molecule: messenger RNA, 2267 nt
Organism: Aspergillus candidus
Lineage: Eukaryota; Fungi; Ascomycota; Eurotiomycetes; Eurotiales; Aspergillaceae
Product: chromatin remodelling complex Rsc7/Swp82 subunit-domain-containing protein
Exons: 3
Coding region: 33-1901 (622 amino acids)
Cellular component (GO): nucleus
Molecular function (GO): chromatin DNA binding
Source: RefSeq, a predicted model, not a curated record
CCUCAGAGUGCUUUCCAAAAACCACGGUCACCAUGCCUAGGAAACUACGCGCAGCCGCACAGCAGGCGGCACAAACAAUGAAAAACGUGCCUCCUCCGCUCGGGGACGCCUCUGAUGAAGAAAUGGCCGAAGCACCGCCGUCCAACGAGCCUUCCUCGCCUGUAGAGGAAACUGGCGAUGCGUCCGACAAACCCGACGCCGACGCCGACGCCGAGACCAAGCCCGAACCGCAACCCGCCCCCGUCCCGGAAGAAGAGCCGGCAGCAACACCUGCGCAAGCAACUCACACACCCUCGCUAGGAGAGACGCCCUCCUACACUGGGGGUCGCCAGUCCGCCAUCCCGCGAAAGCGGCGCAUCGGGCGUCCGCCGAAGAACCCCCCGCCAGACUAUGACCUGCCAGAUGAUGGCACGCCGCAUACGCCGAUCCACGUGAGCACGCCGGUGAAGAGGAGGCGCGGCCGGCCGGCGGCAAGCGGUGGACGGUGGGCGCGAAAUCGGGGCCCGUCGCACGUUACGCAGGUGCCCAUUGACAAGGAGGGUAACAUGAUGGACGUGGUCAAUGACGAGGUGCAAGUGCCCGAAGACCCGGUUGGCGAGACCAAGGUCGACAAGAAUGGCGUCUUGCAGGGCGGUCGAGAGUACAGGGUCCGCACAUUCACCAUCCUCAACCGCAGUGAUCGGUUGUACAUGUUGUCCACCGAGCCGGCGCGGUGCAUUGGGUUCAGGGACUCGUAUCUUUUCUUCCAGAAGCACAAAUUCCUCUACAAGAUCAUUAUUGACGACGAGGCGAAACGCGACCUCAUCGAAAGGGACGUUCUUCCUCACUCCUACAAAGGUCGCGCCAUCGGCGUGGUCACGGCUCGUUCCGUGUUUCGAGAAUUCGGCGCCAAGAUCGUCGUCGGUGGUCGCAAAGUUAUCGACGAUUACAACGAAAAGGCAGCACUCGAACGGGGCGACGUCGAGGGCGAGCUGGCUGUCCCGGAGGAUAAACUCCCACCACCCGGUGAGGAGUACAAUCGGAACCAGUUCGUAGCCUGGCACGGAGCCAGCGCUGUCUAUCACACGGCGACGCCGGCUCAACCUCUGCCGGUAGGCAAAGCCGUCGAUUCCAAGAAGCGGAAGGUGACCGUGACGGGUGACAAUUGGAUGCUUGAGCACGCGCGGGAGGCCAGCAACUUUAACACGCUUAUCUCAAACACGCGCCGCCAAAAUCUAGCAGGAACGUACGACAUCCACACGAACUCCAUGCAAUAUCCCAAGAUCAUGCAGGCAUCGCACGCCCGCUGGGAGCGUCUUCCCCCACCCGACCCGCGUCUAUCAACCAAGUUGAUGCACGACCUGUCGACCCUAAGCCUCACCAACGGGGCGGGCCUGACUCCCAAAGAAACAAGCCCAUCUCACCAGCCGGACCCGGAACAACAGGAACCGGAGCAGCAAGAACAACAACAAGAAGAAGAAUUCAAACCCACAGAGCCCAAGGACCCAUCCCAACCAACCGACCAACCCACCCCAGCCCCCGCCACCAACCCCGAAGACCAAACCGAGCCCGAGCCCGAGUCCGAGCCCAAAAAAACCCUCUUCCCCCCCAUCCCAGCGCCCUUCUCUCACCGCUUCGCCAUCCACGACGUGUACUACGAAUCGCCACCCUACUCCAACAUGGGCCUCCCCGGCCCCGACGGCGACGUGCACGACCUCGGCACAAAUGGCGUGAUCAGCGUCGCGCACCCAACGAACCCAGAGUUCGUCGGACCGGAGAUCCUCGAGGAGCUGCCAGCCGAUUGCAAGGAGGCGCUUGUCGAGGCGGCCGCGCGCGAGUGGGAGUGGAAGUCGAGGUGGCGCAGCGAGGCGUCUGAUGGGACGCGCACAACGCCGCUGAAGAGUUAUGCUUGGUUUCCUUAAUAUAUACUCUUUUCCCCCCUUCUCUUUCUUUUUCUUUUUUUUCUAUUGGUAUGUAACAGUACCUAGUCAUGUCCUCACGCACCGAUUAAUCCAUCCGUUAAUCCAUUACCCGUUAAUUCACCAAUUCACGAAUCAAUCUGGCAAUAACCUGCAAAUUUUCUACUUCUUUUGCUUCUUCUUUUUCUUAUUAUUACUACUAUUCCAUGACCAAUGUUCUACGUUCAAUGCUAAAUGAUGGGAGUGGGGAGGUUUAUAGCCUGGCCUGACAAACAAACAGGAGAGUUUCUUCAAAAGGGGGAGUUUCGGCUGUAUGUGUGCGUUGAUUUACUUUUACUACCUAUUUACUUUAGUUUACUACUAUAUCAU